Loa loa (African eye worm) is the source of this 1293-nucleotide messenger RNA. RefSeq lists its product as hypothetical. The transcript is spliced from 11 exons. The record is from RefSeq and is a predicted model, not a curated record. Gene Ontology annotation, molecular function: heme binding; oxygen binding. NCBI's taxonomy places the organism in Eukaryota, Metazoa, Nematoda, Chromadorea, Rhabditida, Onchocercidae. Bases 1 to 1137 code for a protein of 378 amino acids.
AUGGGACAAAAGAAUUCGAUUAAUAAAAGCAACAAAAAUGAUGAAUCUAUCUCAAUAACUGGAACUGAAACAUUUACUAAUGAAUGUCACGAUAUAAAAAGUCCGGCCGUAAAUGCAAACCACAGAGGUAUAAUUCGUGAUUGUUUUGAUAAGGCAAGCGGUAUCACAGCAGGCAGAAUUAUAAUGCGAGUUAAUCAACAACGCCCUGAUUUUAAAACGUACAAAGAUAAUCUUACACCUGAGCAAAUUGAUGCAUUCACCAAUCUUUUGAAUGAUUAUUUAUCAGCAGUUGUGGAAAACAUUGAUGAUAUUGAAAAGGUGAAGGAGCUAUCAAUGAAUUAUGGUUUAAAACAUGUCGGUUUGAGAACAAGUGGUUUUAAACCUGAUUUUUUUGCUGCAUUAGCAGAUGCAAUCGCAACAGAAUGUUCAUUUUUAAGUGAAACAGCCACUACAAAUGCACCAACGAAUACUUUUAAGGCUUGGACAAUCCUCGUUGAUUUGAUGUUUUCAUCUGUACGUGAUGGUUUCUAUCAAGAAUUACGUCGACAGCGACGUCACUCACCAACACACCUGAAAAGUUUACGAGAAUCAAGUACUAGCAUUGAACAAAUUCUCAAAAAUUCGGGGAGCAAUUUAAAAGAUUGCAUGAAGUUAGCCAAUUAUCGUUCAGAAAACGAUCACCACACCAACAAGGAUCAAGCCAUAACCGCAAGGAAAAUAUCGUUAAGUAAACCUUUUUCAACAACCAGUAUUGAGGAACAGGAAAUAGGAAUGAAUCGCCGGACAAGCUACGAGAUGACAAUAACAACGACAAUUUCAAAGCCAUUAUUUCGAAAAUCCAAUUCCACAAAUAGUUUUUUAAAACCAUUACCCGUCUCAUCGUCUGGAACAAUGGAUGAUAAUUGUCGUAAAACACAAAUGAAACAUGGAAAAUAUAUUAUGAGAUCUCGAACACCUAUUAUUGAUCCAACAACUGGCCCAUGUUUUAAAAGUCCCACUACAGCAACUAAUUGUGAAGUCAACAAAUGCCAAAAUUCCAAGCAACUCUCAUCGCAGUCAUCGCUACCUUCUCUACCAAAGCCUUUUAAUCCCAACAAAAUUAUCGAUGACUUCAUGAAUGACCGUUACAAAGUUUAACCUCAAACUUAUAUCGUUUAUCUGAAUAAGCUAAAUAAUGCUUUGAAAUAUUUUUUCCUUUUUUUUUCGUUUCCAUUGAUUAUCUAAUAUACCAUAAAUCCUUGAAUUAGAUUAUGUGAAAACAGGUUAUCUCAGUUUCGCGGAGAUGAAAAAAAG